AUGAGUGCUGUUACGAACGCAAAAGCUGUGUUGAAAGAAACGGUGAAAACGACUGCUGGUGUUUUAAUAGCAAGCAGAAAGCCAACACUAACCAGUGCAGCCUUCCAGGGAUUAUUUGGCCUGACAGAUAUGCUUGAGAAAAAAGGCAGAAGGAUUGGUGAAGGUGGUACAAAAACAAAUGUCUACUCUGAUGGUCCCUCUGGCUGGACAACUUCUGUGGAAGCAGUUAACUGGGAGGCACGAGAGCCAGAAAUGCCAGCUCCCUACAGACCUCCCUUACGUGGACUUGAGAAGGAAACAAGCAGUCUGGGUUCUGCUGCGAUAGAUCUUGCUGAUAAUGCUGAAGAAAGGCUUUAUGCUACUGAAAGUAAUGAGCUCUCUUGGUUUAAAACAACUCUUCCUACUGUUGGAGAUGCUUAUGUGUCUGGAAACCUUUCAGACCGCUGGAAAGAUGCUCAGGAUGUCAGCUUCAAUGCGGUGCAAAACAUCUUUCAGGACAGAGAGCAUCAGAUUUUUCUUAUGGUACUGGGUGCUGUCGUGCUUUGGGAGCUGUUGGCUACGUCUCUGGAAUGGACAGUGGAUGAGAGUCUCUAUGAAUAUCUCGACUUCGUUGACGCGACUGACAGGUAUGGCAAGCUGUGGAUUUGGAGUUACCUGGGUGCAUCUGUAGGUGCCUGCAGCAUUGCCAUAUUCGUGGAUCAACUGAAUUGCUUCCUCAGCAGUACAAUCACCCGCCUCGCUGUCCAUUUCUAUGGCUAUGCUCUCCUGAUAACACUCUCGUUGUUCAUCAGUGUCUUUUUUCCUGUCCAUGUUCCCAAGAGAACUGACCGUGUUAAUAAAACCGCCAAAGCCUUGGCCCUGCUGUGGAGCGACAGCCGAGCGAUCCUGUACGCCAUCACAGUCUUCCUCGCUGGCGCAGCUGGAUCUGCGGUACAGAACUUUCUCUUCUGGCAGAUGCAGGACCUAGGCAGCAGUGAGCUGUACAUGGGGCUCUCUGUGGCCGUUGGGCUGCUUGCUGAAAUUUUGCUUUAUUUCUUCAAAGGGAAGUUGCUGAGGAGUUUCUCGAGCAGCAAAAUUGUUGCAGUCAGUCUAAGCUUCCUGGCAGUACAGCUGCUGUGCUACUCCUUCUUGUGGACUGCGUGGUCAGUUCUCCUCAUCCAGAUUUUAUCCGCCUUCAGUAGCGGUGCUUUGUGGUGGGUGGUUAACAUGACGGUGGAUGACAUAGCCACUCCAGGCAUGGAGAGGUCCCUGCACAGUGUUCUCCAGGGCCUCUGCUACGGUGGAGGAGCAAGCGUGGGCAGUUUUGCAGGGGGAUUUGUCGUGAAGCACUUUGGCCUGGCAGUUCUCUACAGGGCGUGCUGUGUGUGCCUGGUACUGUGGCUCUUCUUAAUCUUAAUUGUCCAGUCUAAAUUGCCGCGGCAGAAAAAGAUCAAUUAUUCUCGUCUCUUGGCUGCUGAUUCCAGCGAUAUGAGUGACUCUGACGAGGAGAAUGAGAGGGACUGGCUGGUAAAAGCUAUGAAAGAUGAAAUCUUUAAUAGGAAUUGGUCACAACAGCAUGGGAUCAACUAA
Messenger RNA from Fulmarus glacialis (Northern fulmar), 1569 nucleotides. It is a transcript of the gene MFSD6L, whose product is annotated as major facilitator superfamily domain containing 6-like. Lineage: Eukaryota; Metazoa; Chordata; Aves; Procellariiformes; Procellariidae. The transcript has a single exon. Gene Ontology annotation, cellular component: membrane. The coding region runs from base 1 to 1569 and encodes 522 amino acids. The record is from RefSeq and is a predicted model, not a curated record. Gene Ontology annotation, molecular function: transmembrane transporter activity.